Oncorhynchus tshawytscha (Chinook salmon) is the source of this 6021-nucleotide messenger RNA. It is a transcript of the gene phip, whose product is annotated as pleckstrin homology domain interacting protein. Lineage: Eukaryota; Metazoa; Chordata; Actinopteri; Salmoniformes; Salmonidae. Gene Ontology annotation, cellular component: nucleus. Gene Ontology annotation, molecular function: protein binding. Gene Ontology annotation, biological process: regulation of transcription by RNA polymerase II; regulation of cell shape; cytoskeleton organization. The record is from RefSeq and is a predicted model, not a curated record.
CUAUUACAACCACUUUAACGGUGUUUUUAUCCCCCCCCAUGUCUUAUACAAACCUUCGAGUGACUCUCACAACAGUUAUUGAGGUAUUAUCGAUGCGAUGUGUUGUGGAGGGUUGAGCCCCGUCGGAGGGCCUAUUUGACGGAAGCGCGGAGGGGUUUGUAUGGUGGCCGGGCCUGGCUGUUUAGCGGUGGUACGGUCCUGAAUGGAGGAAGUGUUUUCCUGCGGGGUAAACAGUGACAGCUAUAGGGCAGACUCCCUCAGCCCCCUAAAAACAAAUCGAAAAUGGAUUCAGACAGUAAACUGGUCGCCCAGCUGAAUUCUGAACUCUACUUCCUAAUCGCCCGCUUUCUACAGUCUGGACCGUGCCAGAACGCAGCAGAGACGUUGAUCCGGGAGGUGGAGGAGAAGGAGCUACUGCCCACACGACGGGACUGGACGGGGAAGGAGCACCCAGGGAGAUACGAAGAUUUGGUGAAGCUGUAUGGCCACAUCAGUCCGGACCACCUGCUGCAGGUGUGCCAGAGGGUGUGUCCUCUUCUGGAGGAGGUGGUUCCUGCCAGCGUCCCCGGGAUCCACAGUCUGCUGGGGGCGGGGCGACAGAGCCUGCUACGUACCAAUAAGAGCUGUAAGCAUGUGGUGUGGAAGGGUUUGGCCCUGGCAGCACUGCACUGUGGUAGGCCCCCUGAGCCGCCAGUCAUCUAUGGGAGCCCGCCCAGCAUCGUGGAGACAGGUCACGGCCGUCGUCUGAUUGGUUCGUACCGACUGGGUCAGCUUCUCCCCACUGCGGUCUACUCACACAUGAAGAUGCACAAGAGGAUUCUGGGACAUCUGUCCUCUGUCUACUGCGUCACCUUCGACCGCACUGGACGGCGCAUCUUCACCGGUUCAGAUGACUGCCUGGUGAAGAUUUGGGGGACGGACGAGGGCCGUCUACUGGCAACGCUGAGAGGACACGCUGCUGAGAUCUCCGACAUGGCCGUGAGCUAUGAGAACACCAUGCUAGCUGCAGGUAGCUGUGAUAAGACCAUCAGAGUAUGGUGUCUUCAGACCUGUGUUCCUCUAGCAGUACUGGAAGGACACUCUGCAUCCAUCACCUCUCUACAGUUCUCUCCUCUGGUCAGCGGUUCUAAGCGGUUCCUGUCCUCCACCGGAGCCGACGGGACCAUCUGCUUCUGGCAGUGGGACGCACGCACUCUCAAGUUCGGUCAGGGGCCUGGUAAGUUCACGGAGCGGUCCAGACCUGGAGUUCAGAUGAUCUGCUCUUCCUUCAGCGCAGGGGGUAUGUUCCUAGCUACAGGUAGUACAGACCACAUCAUCAGAGUGUUCUACUUCGGUUCUGGACAACCACAGAAGAUCUCUGAGCUGGAGUCACACACUGAUAAAGUGGACAGCAUCCAGUUUUCAAACUGCAGUGACAGGUUUGUGAGUGGCAGCAGGGAUGGUACAGCUCGUAUAUGGCAGCUCCAUCAGCAGGAGUGGAGGAGCAUUCUACUGGACAUGCAGGCCAAGUUACCAGGGAAGUACAAUCCCCCUCCGCUGGAGGACAAGGUGACCAAGCUGAAGGUUACCAUGGUAGCCUGGGAUCGUCACGACAACACAGUCAUCACCGCUGCCAACAACCUGACGCUCAAAGUCUGGAACUCCACCACCGGAAACCUCAUCCACAUACUGAUGGGUCAUGAGGACGAGGUGUUUGUCCUGGAGCCACACCCCUUUGACCCCCGCAUCCUGUUCAGCGCCGGGCAUGAUGGGAAUGCCAUCGUCUGGGACCUGGCCCGAGGGGUCAAGAUACGAUCCUACUUCAACAUGAUUGAAGGUCAAGGCCAUGGGGCGGUAUUUGACUGUAAGUGUAGUCCUGAUGGACAGCACUUUGCUGUUUAUUCAUCUACAGACUCACAUGGUCACCUGCUCAUCUUGGACAGCACUUUGCUGUUUGGUUCCAGCAGCAAGUAUGACAAGAUAGCAGAUCAGAUGUUUUUCCAUACUGACUACCGCCCGUUGAUCCGCGAUGUUAAUAACUACGUGUUGGACGAGCAGACCCAGCAGGCACCACACCUCAUGCCCCCUCCCUUCCUGGUGGACGUGGACGGGAACCCCCACCCUCCUCCAUACCAACGCCUCGUACCCGGACGGGAGAGCUGCAGAGACCAACAGCUCAUACCACAGAUGGGAGUCACCUCCUCAGGCCUGAACCAGGUGGUCAGUGAACAGGCUGUUGAAGGAGCCUCUCCUCUAGACAACAUGAUUCACAGACUUCAACAGGAGCAGGACCAGAGACUGUCUACCGACACACACAACAGAGAGGUUCACUCCCCCCAACGUGGGUCUGCGUCGCAGUGGUCAGAUCGAGGGGGUGAGACAGAUGCACAGCAAUGCCCCCCGGAGCCAGAUGGCCACAGAGACAGACCUGGUAGCAUGGAGCAGGAGGGUACUGGUCCCAGAGCAAGGUAUCAGUCACUGAGCAUGGUAUCACUCACUGUCCACCUUCACAGAGAGAGCAAGGUAUCAGUCACUGCCCACCUUCACAGAGAGAGCAAGGUAUCACUCACUGUCCACCUUCACAGAGAGAGCAAGGUAUCACUCACUGUCCACCUUCACAGAGAGAGCAAGGUAUCACUCACUGUCCACCUUCACAGAGAGAGCAAGGUAUUACUCACUGUCCACCUUCACAGAGAGAGCAAGGUAUCCUCUCCAGACUGUGUAGGGGUGGAGGAGGGGAGGAGAAGUCAUGGUAACCAUGGCUACCAGACGCGUGCGGCUGUGGAAGAGACGAGUCGUCACAGCGCUGAGAUUGCUGAUGAUGACGACAACAACAGCAUCUCAGAGGGAGAGGUAGAUGUGCAUCCUAACCCUGUGAAUGGGAACUCUUCAGAGGAGGAGAAGGAGGAAGAGGAGAAGGAGCCCUGGCCUGAAGACCACAGCAGCUCCAGUGACUACUCCAGUGACUACUCUGACUGGACAGCAGAUGCAGGGAUCAACCUGGAACCUCCGAAGAAGAGCGUGAAGGUGAAAAAGAAGAGCAGCAGCUCUGAGGAGGAUGGAGAGAAGAAGAGAGAGGGAAAAAGAGACAGGAAGAAAGACAAAGCAGACAAAGAUGGAGCGCUACCAAAGAAGAAGAAGCCAAAGGAGAGGAGGAAGAGGGUAGAGUUCCAGGAAGAGGGACUAACUCUAGAGGAGUGGCUUCCGUCAUCCUGGAUCACAGACACAGUCCCUCGGAGAUGUCUCUCUGUCCUAUCUGUCUCACAGAUGGGAGAUGAGGUUUACUACUUCCGUCAGGGUCAUGAGGCUGUAGAGAUGACCAAACAGAACCAGAUCUACAGCAUCAACCCUAAGAAACAACCCUGGCACAAGAUGGAGCUACGGGAGCAGGAGCUGGUGAAGAUAGUAGGGCUAAAGUAUGAGGUUGGUCUUCCCUCUCUCUGCUGCCUCAAACUGGCCUUCCUGGACCCUGAUACUGGCAAGCUGACUGGAGGCUCCUUCUCCAUGAAAUACCACGACAUGCCUGACGUGAUUGACUUCCUGGUUCUGCGGCAGCAGUUUGAUGAUGCGAGAGACCACAACUGGACCAUAGGUGACAGGUUCAGGUCGGUGAUAGACGACGCCUGGUGGUUUGGGACUAUUGAGGACCAGGAGCCCUUCCAACCAGAGUACCCAGACAGCCUGUUCCAAUGCUACAACGUCUGCUGGGAUAAUGGUGACACGGAGAAGAUGAGUCCUUGGGACAUGGAGCCUAUCCCCAACGAGGUAGUGUUUCCAGAGGAGCUGGGUCAGAGCGUUCCUCUAACGGAGGAGGAGCAGAGAGAGCUGCUGUAUGUUCCCCUGGAGGGGGAGUGGGGCGCCGCCACGCGGAACCACGAGUGUCAACGCAUCGUCAACGCCAUCGACCAGCUUACCACACUCGAUGUAGCUGUACCGUUUGCCGUGCCAGUAGAUCUCCAGGCUUAUCCUUCCUACUGUACUGUAGUAGCCUACCUCACGGACCUCAGCACCAUACGGUCCAGGCUGGAGAACCGCUUCUACAGGCGUAUGUCAUCGUUGAUGUGGGAGGUGCGUUAUAUUGAACACAACGCUCAAACCUUUAAUGAAACUGGAGCCUUCAUCGUUAAAACAGCCAAGUUCGUCUCUGACCUCAUGCUCAGCUUCAUCAAGGACCCCACUAUGACUGACAUUAUUCCUCUCUACAACACCAUGAAGAAGACUGCUUUCUCUGACACCGAGGAUGAGGAUGAUGAAGAUGAGGAUGAAGAUACAGACACUCCUGGAACGUCCACACGAAACAGGAAGGGUCGUGGCGUUGGUCUGCAGCAGCUGCAGCGUGGCGGUGGUGUAAGGCGAGGCCGGCCCUUAGACCCCCAGGCCUGGCGGGGGCGCAGCAAGGAGCUGAUAGACCUGCUCUUCCAGUGUGAAGACUCAGAACCCUUCAGACAACCUGUCGACCUGGAACAGUACCCCGACUAUCUGGACAUUGUGGACACCCCCAUGGACUUUGGGACGGUGAGGGGGAUGCUAAGAUCGGGGGAGUACACCUCUCCCCUGGAACUCUACCAGGACGUACGGCUCAUCUUCAGCAACUCUAAAGCUUACACACCCAGCAAGAAGUCCCGGAUCUACAGUAUGAGUCUCCGCCUGUCUGCGUUGUUUGAGGAACAUGUCAACUCCAUCCUGGCUGACUACAAAGCCACCCAUGGACAGACGGACAGAAAGACGAGACAUAGAGCAGACAAACAGACCAGACACGUGGUGGAAAGACAAACCGACAGACAGACCAGACACGUGGCGGAAAGACAAACCGACAGACAGACCAGACACGUGGCGGAAAGACAAACCGAAAGACAGACCAGACACGUGGCGGAAAGACAAACUGAAAGACAGACCAGACACGUGGUGGACAGACAAACCGACAGACAGACAAGACACGUGGCGGCCAGACAAUCCGACAGACAGACACGACAAGCUAUGAAGAGGAGGAGGAGUGACUCUCCCUCCAGCAGCGCUGCCUCAAGCCCAGAGAGGAAGAAGCGUGUGUCAUCGAGGGGUGUAUCCAGACUAGAUUCCUUGGCCCCACCCACGGCUCCAGCUGCAGCCCCACAGCGCCCCCCCUCCUUGAGACAGACCCUCCCCAUUCGACAGCCCCUCCCCCUCCUCAAUGGGAAGGCAGAACAACAGAUCCCCGGACGAACACGCAGCGCCAGGACACAAACACCCUCCACAGCAGACAUGCACAGCACUGCAGCCUCCCCUCGUACCCCCUCACCCCAGGCUACUGCCCACCUGAAUGGCCACAGUAGUCAGGAGACAGUGGGCGUGUCUGCAGGUCGGAGGGGACGGAGACCCAGAGCAGUGACCCCUGAACCCAGUCCUAGCCCUGCCCCCAAGGGUCGCCCUCCCGGCAGGAAGAGAGGCAGGAAGUCCAAACAGGAACUAGAGGCCAUGAGGAGGGGCCUCCGGCGAAGCUCCACCCCAGAGGACAAGCUCAACCAAUCCACAGGCGACGAGGGCGGGACUUCCUCUGCCCAGGAAGCGUCUGUGCUGUCGGGGGCCGGACUUCCAGGAACGCCACGGCGCCGCGGUAGGCCAAGACUGGUCAGGACAGAGAUAGCCCCUCCCCCUUCCAGCCCCGACCCCUCCCCUUCCCCUUUGAGGAGGAGCAGCCGGCGAAUCAACGACGAGAUGACUCCCCCUGCCCAGUCUCUGCAACAAUCACAGCGCGUGAGGGCAUCGCCACAGGACGAAAACGACGAUGAAGAGGAGGAGGCGGAACAGGAAGGGGAGGGGUCAGCGGGAUCGAUGUGUACGCGUAACCGGGGCCGACGGACGGCAUACUACACGGAGGAGGACUCAGAGGAGGAGGAGCAGAGACAACUCCUGGUUGAAGACUCCUCCCUCACAUUCGGCACUUCCUCCAAGGGUCGUGUCCGCAAGCUCACAGACAAGGCCAAGGCCAACCUCAUCGGCUGGUAACCAUGACAACCAACCGCACUGCCAUUGUUAUGGGAUGGUUACCACGACAACCACACCCUG